Molecule: messenger RNA, 732 nt
Organism: Paramecium primaurelia
Lineage: Eukaryota; Ciliophora; Oligohymenophorea; Peniculida; Parameciidae
Source: the annotation of a GenBank genome assembly
AUGUAAUAAUAAAACAAUCUUGAUGAAAUAAGCUUAAAAAUUAGAUAAAGAAAAUAAACCUUAAGUUAAAUAAGAGAAGUGCUAGUUCAUGAUAAAUAUUUUGAGGAAGCUGUGUCUAUUUCAAAGAAUGUCGAUAUUUUAAUAUCUAGAGGAAAAAUAGAUGUGGAUAUAUUUUUGAAGAAAAUAAUAAUAUUUGGAAUGCUUAUUAGUAUAAAAUCAUGAAAAUUAGAGCUUAAUCACUUGAAAUUAGAAAUAAUUAAGACAAAAUAAAUGCAAUAGGGGAUUAUUGUAAAAUGUUGAGAGAUGCAAAUUUAGUGAAGUUAACACAAAAAGAAGAGAUGAAAGCUUUGAUAUAAUAAGGACUACCAGAUGUUCGUUUAAAGCUUUUAAAUGAUAUGCAAUUGAUUUAUAAUGGAAUGAUAUUUCCUUAGAAUCUUAGUUUUAAAAGCGUUACUAAUAAAAUAUGUCUUAUAAUCGAUAUUAUUUACAAUUCAUUUGCUGGUAAGUAGAUUGUUAAUAUAAGAUUCUAUUUACUUGGGUCAAGAUUAUCUAGAUAAAAUGGAUAAGAGUGAUUAGAUUUUAUAUAGUAUGGUGAUUGUACCAAUUUAAAAUUAUAUUGAAUAACUUGUUAGCAUUCAAUUUGAAGAAGAAACAGUAUGAAGAAUCUAUAUUUGUUAGAAACAUUUGUUGAGCUUAAAUGGGAUUUGUGUGAACAUUGACUUAGAUCAAUGA